Molecule: messenger RNA, 246 nt
Organism: Caenorhabditis briggsae
Lineage: Eukaryota; Metazoa; Nematoda; Chromadorea; Rhabditida; Rhabditidae
Exons: 3
Coding region: 1-246 (81 amino acids)
Source: RefSeq, a predicted model, not a curated record
AUGCGUUAUAGUCGGCUGGCAUCGAGCCACGAAGAAGCCGACGAGUAUUCACGUCUUCUACCAAUGCCUGAUUCUGAGAUUGGCAUCGAGGGAUCGGACGACGUCUAUCUGCUGCCCUCCGUCUCAUCGACGUCCUCGUCCACGUUCAGCAUGACACGCUAUGUGGACCUUGGAUCCUACAGUAGUCCUCCUAGUGAACAGAUUCACAUGGUCCAAAAGCAUGGUCUGAAAGCGAAUUUUCAUUAA